This is a messenger RNA of Clonostachys byssicola, 1491 nucleotides long. The record is from the annotation of a GenBank genome assembly. Lineage: Eukaryota; Fungi; Ascomycota; Sordariomycetes; Hypocreales; Bionectriaceae.
AUGAGCGACAGCGAGCUGAAGUCCUCCAAUGAGGCGUUCUCGACCUUUGACCAUGAUGAGCAGAAUGAUCCGUACUGUGGAAUGUCCGCAGAAGAGAGAGAGAUAGAGGAGCGUAGACUUCUGUGGAAGCUGGAUAUUCAACUCAUCCCAUGGCUUUGCCUGUUGUAUUUGAUAUGCUUCCUUGAUCGAACCAAUAUCGGAAACGCCAAGAUAGCCCACCUUGCUGAGGACAUCCCGAUGACGACGAGCGAGUUCAAUGCUACAUUGACCAUAUUCUUUGUCGGAUAUGCUGCGUUUGAGGUUCUUGCCAACUUCCUUCUCAAAAGAUUUCGACCGUCAAUAUUUAUACCGUCUACAAUGGUUCUCUGGGGUGCCUGCAUGCUGUCCAUGGGUUUUGUGACCUCUUGGUCAGGCUUGAUGGCAACUCGCUGGUGGCUUGGAGUCACGGAGGCUGGUCUGUUCCCUGGUGUCAACUACUAUCUCUCCUGCUGGUACAAACGCAGCGAGUUCGGUGUCCGCGCUGCCAUAUUCUUCUCUGCAGCGGCCAUAGCGGGUUCCUUUGGCGGCCUCUUGGCAGCGGCAAUCCAGACUAUGGACGGCGUGGCUAAUUACGCUGGCUGGCGCUGGAUCUUCAUCAUUGAGGGGGCCAUCACCGUUGUAAUUGGGAUUGCGUCGUACUGGAUGGUGCACGAUUUCCCCGAUGAAGCCAAGUUCCUGAACGAAGAUGACCGAGCACGGGUGUUACUGCGGCUGAAGGAAGACAAGCAGAGCUCUGCGGAACACGAGGACUUCAAGAUAGACUUCCUGUGGGCCGCUCUCAAGGACUGGAAGAUGUACGUGGGAAUGCUCAUCUACAUGGGGCCUCUCAUGCCGCUUUACUCGUUCAGCCUCUUCCUGCCCACGAUCAUCCAGAACAUGAGCUUCACGGGACCCGAGGAUAUUAUCAAGAACCAGCUCCUGAGCGUGCCACCCUACGUUCUGGCGGCGCUCCUGACCGUCGUGGUCGGAUUCUGGUCGGAUAGGAUACAGCGCCGGGGCAUCUUCAACAUCUGCUGCGCUCCCGUCAGCAUCCUGGGCUUCGUCAUGCUCAUCUGCACGACGGACCCCAUGGUACAGUACGCGGGGACGUUUCUAGGCGCGAUGGGCAUCUACCCGGCCAUAUCGCUCACCAUUGCCUGGAUAGCCAAUAAUGUAGAGGGGGUCUACAAGAGAGGCAUUGUCCUGGGGUUCGUGAUCGGAUGGGGCAACUUGAAUGGCGUGGUGAGCAGCAACAUCUACUUCAACGCACCGCGGUUCUUCGAGGGCCACGCCGUCAUCAUCGCGUACCUGUUUAUCUGUAUCUUCGGAGGCAGUAUCCUAAUGACGGUACUACUAUCUCGCGAGAACAGGAGACGUAGCAAGGGACUGAGAGAUGAGUGGGUUGAGGGCAAGUCGGCUCAAGAGAUCGAGACUCUUGGCGACAACCGUCCCGACUUUUUCUACACCCUCUGA